CAGUUCUCCCAUAACUAGUUGCUCACUUGCUCCUCGUCGGCCUCCCCCUCGAGCCGCUUUUUCCCUCCUCUCCCCUCCUCCUAACAUUCUAUUUUUCCACCUCCAUUCUCUCCGAUGCCAGGUUUUCCGCAAAUUAUCUCGUCUUCAGCCCCUUUGUUGCCACUGCAACUGCAGUCACGAGCACCCGAUGGCCGACAAUGCUUUCGUGGCCCCCCUAAACUCGCUGGUCACCGUCGCCUUCUUUGCGGCUUACAGCUCUCUCCUCCUCUGCCCCGGAAUCCCGCCUCUGGUAUGAUGAUCAGGCUCCCUUCUCAGCCUUCUGCCCGACUUAAUCCCUCUGCCAUUACAGCAUUUGAUAAGCGUUCUCCUUUGUUGAGGGCUCUAUCGGACUCUGCCUUAGACUUUGGCUAUGGUCUUUCGGUGGGCAAGGAGAAAGCCAAGCUACAACAUGAUUAUGAAAUAGCAAACAUCAAAGUUUCUGAGCUUUCAUAUCAAUCUUUUGCCAAUGGCGUGAAGCAUUUUUCCAUACAUGUGCUAGGUGUUGUGGUUGGGAUUAGAGUGGUAGCGAAGCUAAUCGAGUUGUUUAGAGAAUCUGGACUUGAACUUCUUACAUCAUUUUGGUUCUUCAUCACUAUGAUGUUUUUCACCACUGCAAUGAUUUGUUUCUUGGUCGAUGCUUUGAUCGUGUCAAGCUUUCCACGGUACAGAUUGGAAGAAGCAAUUCAAGACCUUAAGCUUGCUAAAUUUAAAUUGGAUCACCACAAUGCAGAGCAAUUAGUAAAAGCUUCUUAG
This is a messenger RNA of Coffea eugenioides, 792 nucleotides long. RefSeq lists its product as uncharacterized. The transcript has 6 exons. The coding region runs from base 115 to 792 and encodes 225 amino acids. The record is from RefSeq and is a predicted model, not a curated record. NCBI's taxonomy places the organism in Eukaryota, Viridiplantae, Streptophyta, Magnoliopsida, Gentianales, Rubiaceae.